UGAAGCAGGGGUGUAGUCCUGCAGGAUGCACAGAGGAUGAAACCCCAGCUUGGCCAGAGUCUUAUUUUUAUUUCCUCUCAAAAGUUGGCUGCACUGCUGUGGCCAAGAAAGGAAUGCUUAAUCUCCUUUCCCUGGAGUGUAAGCAGGACAUAAUGCCAGAGCAAACUUGAUCUUGUCUUCUGUGUUAGCUCUCUUACAAGCUGUCUUAUCACUUGAAUAGUCACAUUGUAAAAAAUGUACUUUUAAAAGACUUAUUUGCCGGGUUUGCAGCUCUUGUUCACUCCCACAUGUGUAUUAUUACCAUGUGCACUUGCCCAGUGUGCUCACACUAAUUGGAAUGCAGCUGAUUUUGGCCUGAGUGUGCUGAGAGAGCUCUCAGCAGUUAAAGAAAUGUUAUAAUUGUGUAGCCAGAAAGAGUUUGGAAGAUUUUCCACCCAGAUGCUGAUUAACCCAUGAUGCAAACGAGCAAGAAGAGUCAUUGAACAAUGGGACAAUAGCAAAAAGAAAAGGAACUGGAGAUCAAGAAAAGAAAGAAGCAUGUAGAUUUUACUAGACUCUUUCUCUUGCUCUGCUCUAUCUCAUUAGAUGUCAAAAGUUUCUUGUCAGAGUGGCACAACCAUAAAUUGUCAAAUCUGUAAUUCUAAUUUGAUAUGAUAUCUGUAGAAGAGCUGCUUGGCACGUCUGAAAAUCAUCCAAGCAUGCAAGAUCAAGGAACUAUGUGUCUGAAUCUGAAGUGUGCAAGCUGGAAUCUGUACCCUUGGAUUUUGGUGAUUACCAUCCACUGAAACCCAUUACAGUUACUGAAUCCAAGACAAAGAAGAUGAACAGGAAGGGAAGUACUUCUUCCACCUCCUCCUCUUCCUCCAGUUCCGUGAUGGACCCGCUGAGCAGCGUGUUGGACGGCACGGACCCCUUGUCCUUGUUUGCAGCAGCUGCAGAUCCUGUGACUGCUGCUCCUCCCACGGAUGGUGCCCGAAGGAAACGGGAUAAAGAUGAGAGCUCAGCAGUGGGAAGUGACUUUGAACCAUGGUCAAGCAAACGUGGUGAAAUCCUUGCUAGAUACACAACAACAGAGAAGCUUUCUAUUAAUCUGUACAUGGGAUCUGAAAAAGGAAAAGCCACAACUACUGGUUCAGCAGUUUCUGAAAAAGUGAGGACAAGGUUAGAAGAACUGGAUGAUCUGGAAGAGGGAUCACAGAAAGAGCUGUUGAAUUUGACUCAGCAGGAUUACAUGAACAGAAUUGAAGAGCUGAACCAGUCUUUAAAGGAUGCAUGGUCCUCUGAUCAGAAAGUAAAAGCUCUGAAAAUAGUCAUCCAGUGUUCUAAGCUUCUUUCAGACACAACAGUAAUCCAGUUUUAUCCAAGCAAAUUUGUUUUAAUUACAGAUAUCCUUGAUACUUUUGGCAAACUGGUGUAUGAAAGAAUUCUGUCAAUGUGUGUGGAUAACAGAGUCUCUCUGCCAGAUAACUUUUCUCCAGAGAGUGUUAACGAUACAGCUAAAGAAACUUGCUUAAACUGGUUUUUCAAGAUUGCUUCAAUCAGAGAACUCAUUCCCAGAUUUUACGUGGAAGCAGCAAUACUGAAGUGCAAUAAGUUCCUGUCCAAAACGGGCAUUUCGGAAUGUCUCCCACGGUUAACAGCUAUGAUUAGAGGAAUUGGAGAUCCACUGGUUGCAGUCUAUGCCAGAGCAUACCUCUGCAGGGUUGGGAUGGAAGUGGCACCACAACUCAAAGAAAGCCUGAAUAAAAACUUUUUUGACUUUCUCCUAACAUUCAAACAAAUCCAUGGGGAUACGGUUCAGAACCAGCUGGUGGUGCAAUGUGUGGAGAUCCCUUUGUAUUUGACCCUAUAUUCUCCUGCCAUAGACUGGAUUUUACAGUGUAUUGCAUACCAUGCUCCAGAUGUUCUGCUUACUGAGAUGAUGGAGAGAUGCAAAAAGCUGGGGAACAAUGCUUUGCUGCUGAAUUCAGUCAUGUCAGCGUUCAGAGCAGAGUUUAUUGCUGCAAGAUCAAUGGACUUCAUUGGCAUGAUUAAAGAGUGUGAUGAGUCUGGAUUCCCAAAGCAUCUCCUCUUUCGCUCCCUGGGAUUAAACUUGGCAUUGGCUGAUCCUCCUGAAAAUGAUCGCCUUCAAAUAUUAAACGAAGCCUGGAAGGUUAUAACAAAGCUGAAGAACCCACAGGAUUAUAUCAACUGUGCUGAAGUGUGGGUGGAGUAUACCUGCAGACAUUUUACGAAGCGAGAGGUCAAUACGGUUCUGGCUGAUGUUAUCAAACACAUGACUCCUGAUCGAGCAUUUGAAGAUGCUUACCCACAGCUGCAGUCAAUUAUUCAGAAAGUUAUUACCUAUAUCUAUGACUUUGCUCUGCUUUUUUCAGUGGAGAAAUUCUUGCCUUUUCUGGAUAUGUUCCAGAAGGAAAGUGUGAGAGUGGAGGUUUGCAAGUGCAUUAUGGAGUCUUUUAUUAAGCACCAGCAGGAGCCAACGAAGGAUCCUGUUAUACUCAACGCUCUCCUGCACGUCUGCAAGACCAUGCACGAUUCUGUGAAUGCACUAACACUUGAGGAUGAGAAAAGAAUGUUAGCAACUCUGAUAAAUGGAUUCAUAAAAAUGGUUUCAUUUGGCCGUGACUUUGAGCAGCAGCUGAGUUUCUAUGUUGAAGCCAGAUCAAUGUUUUGCAAUCUGGAGCCUGUUCUAGUCCAGCUGAUUCAUUCUGUGAAUCAGCUAGCAAUGGAAACCAGAAGGGUGAUGAAAGGAAAUCAUUCCAGAAAGACUGCUGCAUUUGUCAGGGCUUGUGUGGCCUUCUGCUUCAUUACAAUUCCAUCUCUGAGCAGUAUCUUCACACGUCUCAAUCUGUAUCUACACUCUGGACAGGUUGCUCUGGCAAAUCAGUGCCUUUCACAAGCUGAUGCUUUUUUCAAAGCUGCAGUGAGCCUUGUUCCUGAAGUGCCAAAAACGAUCAGUGUAGAUGGAAAGAUGCGACCUUCUGAUGCCUUCCUCCUGGAAUUCCUGUGUAAUUUCUUUUCCACAUUAUUAGUUGUUCCGGACCACCCAGAGCAAGGAGUGUUGUUCCUUGUGCGAGGAUUACUGAAUGUGAUCCAGGAUUACACCUGGGAGGAUAACAGUGAUGACAAAGUCAGGAUUUAUACUAAUGUUUUGCAUCUGCUGUCUGCAAUGACUCAAGAAGCAUUUAUCUACCAUGUAGAUAAAGUUGAUUCCAAUGAUACUCUGUAUGGUGGAGACUCCAAGUUCCUGGCUGAACUUAAUAAACUGAGUGAGACAGUGGUGUCACAGAUCCUGGAUCACCUGAAAACCCUGGGAAAGGAGGAGACCCUGAAGAGGCAGAGCCAGCUGGCACUCUAUUUCUUCAACACCAUCCUGGCUCAUGGGGACCUACGAAACAACAGACUGAACCAGCUUUCAGUCAAUCUCUGGAAUCUUGCUCAGAAGCAUGGCUUUGCUGACACCAAGACUAUGGUGAAAACCCUGGAAUACAUCAAGAGGAGGAGCAAGCAGCCUGAAAUGAGUCAUUUCACAGACUUGGCCCUCCGGCUUCCUCUGCAGUCCAGGACCUGAGGAGUGCCUCUUCCAAGGGGCCACCUGCACAAGGGAGCACGGAACCAAGGCCAGAAGUCACUGAUCUGCACUCUCACUGCAGGAGUGCAGUGUGUUGUUACUUUCCUUACUGAGGCACAUUUACUUGGGCACAGCAAAGGUAAAACUGUUCUGAGUGCAAUAAUUUAACCUGAGUUUCUGUAUCCAGUUUUACCAUAGCAUUGUUCUUUUAAAUGCUGAUUUACAUUCAGAAAACAGUUAUCUUGAACCUCAUGGCUGCAAAAGCCUUUUGAGAUCUGUUGUAAUUUUAACAAAAAAGGAAGAUAAUCUGUACAAAUGAGUUCACAGCCUUAAAACUUCAUCCCUCUUGCAGAAUACUCGUUCUCCUCUACAGAAAGCAGCAUUUCAGUGUAACAGACUAAGUUAUCUGUCUGCUUUGGGAUGCUGCCAGCAUUUGCCUGGCUGGUUCCAGUAGCAAAGAAAAAUGGCUGAGGUGUUGCUGUUCUAAUUUCUACAACACAUUUACACAGACAUGUUUAUGUUUUCAUUUUAGUCCAGUGGUGUUUUGUAAAAUAGAAGGAAUCUUUAAGUGUUGCAAAGGAAAAUGGAAAUUAUGCAAAGUCCUCUAUAUUUGCAAAGUACCUAUCACUGAAUAAAACAAUUUGCAGUUCAUCUGUGUGUUCUGGGGGAGUUUCUUUGUGUAUACAAAUCUAUCACCUUACCCUUCUGGAAUUUAGUUACAUUUACUGUUAUUAUUUCUAAUAAAAUUUCACUCUCACCCCUUUUGCCCCAUGGUAAGGAACCAUGGUGAGAUCUUCUAUCUAUUGCUACUUUUGUUUAGUGGUUGUUUUUUUUCUCCUUGCCAGGCAAGUAGCUGAGAGCUCAAAUUCAGCAUUUGUUUCAAACUAGAAGAGAAAACAGAACCUUAACUGCCUGAAUUUCAGUAAAACAAGAGCCAAAACCUGGAAGGGCUGGUGGAAGCUGGUGCUGAACACAGAGCAGUAGUGCAGAACAGCCUCAUGUUGUGGUAGUGAUGGUUUAAAUGAACUUUAAAGGAGAAGGUUUUCUCCAAGAAGUUUAGACCCUGCAGGAAGAGCAUCUCCCUCUUCCCAGAUACAGGAAUGGAUUCAUGGCAACCCCUU
This is a messenger RNA of Onychostruthus taczanowskii (white-rumped snowfinch), 4692 nucleotides long. RefSeq names its product VPS35 endosomal protein sorting factor like (gene VPS35L). The record is from RefSeq and is a predicted model, not a curated record. The transcript is spliced from 31 exons. Gene Ontology annotation, cellular component: endosome. Gene Ontology annotation, biological process: endocytic recycling. Lineage: Eukaryota; Metazoa; Chordata; Aves; Passeriformes; Passeridae. Bases 821 to 3571 code for a protein of 916 amino acids.